Molecule: messenger RNA, 1525 nt
Organism: Penicilliopsis zonata CBS 506.65
Lineage: Eukaryota; Fungi; Ascomycota; Eurotiomycetes; Eurotiales; Aspergillaceae
Exons: 1
Coding region: 284-1525 (413 amino acids)
Biological process (GO): phenylacetate catabolic process; fatty acid beta-oxidation
Cellular component (GO): peroxisome
Molecular function (GO): acetyl-CoA C-acyltransferase activity
Source: RefSeq, a predicted model, not a curated record
AGGAAGUGGUACCAUUGCUCAAACAUCGAGUAUCACAGCUUACCGACUCGAGAAAUCCAUCAUUGUCUCCCUUGCCCCCAAAUCCGCUGGUCGGCUUAGCGUUUCUCCACGUCGGCACAGCGUCUGGCCUUCCCCGACAUUUGUCUUCGGGAGAGCCCUUAGCCGAUCUCCACUGGAAGCUUAGAAUUGAUCAAUUUAAUAAAGACGAUGGGGUCUGCUCUUUGAUCAUUUCUGAAUCUAAUCUUGCUCUCUAUUUCUUCAUAAAUAAAAAAAAGAGUUCAAGAUGUCUUCGCCUAUCCCCCGGGGCCUCCGCCAGGUCCUGCAAAAGUCGCCGUCGGAUAUUGUGAUUCUCUCCUCGCUACGAACGCCCGUGACACGCGCGAAAAAAGGCGGCUUCAAGGAUGCGUACCCCGAGGAACUGCUGGCUCACGUCCUGCGGGCAACGCUGGCGGCGAACCCGAACCUCGACCCUGCGCUGAUCGACGAGGUGGCCAUCGGUUCCGUGCUACAGGAGCUGGGCGGCGCCAAGGCCGGGCGGAUGGCUCAGAUCCAUGCCGGAUUCCCUCACAGCGUGCCCUUCCACACGAUCAACCGACAGUGCUCGUCGGGUCUGGCGGCCAUCACGGGCGUGGCGAAUGCGAUCCGGGCGGGCGCCAUCUCCGUCGGUGUCGGCGGUGGUAUGGAGUCCAUGACUCGCAACUACGGCUCUCGCGCGAUUCCCACCGUUCUGUGGCCGGAGCUGAAGGAGAGUCCCUCGCAGGACGCCCGGGACUGCAUCAUGCCCAUGGGUAUCACCUCGGAGAACGUGGCGAGUCGGUACGGCAUCUCCCGUGCGGACCAGGACGCGUUUGCCGCCGCAUCGCACCACAAGGCCACCGCUGCUCAGACGGCGGGUCUGUUCGACGCCGAAAUCGUCCCCGUCACCACUCUUUCGUAUGACGCCGAGAACCCCGACGCCCCGCCCAAGGAGAUCACCGUCACCCGCGACGACGGGAUUCGCGCCAACAUCUCCGUCGAGAAGAUGGCCACCCUCAAGCCCGCCUUCUCGCCCACGGGCGCCAGCACGGCCGGGAACAGCUCGCAGGUCAGCGAUGGCGCGGCCGCCACGCUGCUGAUGCGUCGUUCGACCGCCACCGAACUGGGUCUCACCUCCUCCAUCCAGGGUCGCUGGGUGGCCACCGCGGUGGCCGGGUGCGCCCCCGACGAGAUGGGCGUGGGACCCGCGGUUGCCAUCCCCAAGCUGCUCGAGCAGGUGGGCCUGGAUAUUGCCGACGUGGGCAUCUGGGAGAUCAACGAGGCCUUUGCCUCGCAGGCGCUCUACUCGGUGCGCAAGCUGGGCAUCGACGAGGCCAAGGUCAACCCCAAGGGUGGCGCGAUCGCCCUCGGACACCCGCUCGGAGCGACGGGCGCCAGGCAGCUUGCUACCCUGUUGCCGGAACUCGCGCGGACGGGUCAGGAAGUCGGCGUGGUGAGCAUGUGCAUUGGCACUGGGAUGGGCAUGGCGGGCAUGUUUGUUCGCGAGUAG